Molecule: messenger RNA, 951 nt
Organism: Alligator mississippiensis (American alligator)
Lineage: Eukaryota; Metazoa; Chordata; Crocodylia; Alligatoridae
Product: olfactory receptor 5AR1-like
Biological process (GO): G protein-coupled receptor signaling pathway; sensory perception of smell
Cellular component (GO): membrane
Molecular function (GO): olfactory receptor activity; odorant binding; G protein-coupled receptor activity
Source: RefSeq, a predicted model, not a curated record
AUGGCUGAGAGAAACCAUACUGUGUUGGUCACCAAAUUCAUUUUCAUGGGGUUGACAGACAACCCAACAGUGCAGGUCAUUCUCUUUGUGCUGUUCCUAUCCAUUUACAUCAUCACACUGGUGGGAAAUCUUGGGAUGAUUCUGCUAAUCAAGAUCAGCCCUAAACUUCACACUUCCAUGUACUUCUUCCUCAGUAACUUGUCUUUCCUGGACAUUUGUUAUUCCUCUGUGGUGGCACCCAAGACAAUAGCAAGCUUCUUGGAAGAGACAAAAGCCAUCUCUGUGUUUGGGUGUGCAGCACAAAUGUACUUUUUUAUAGCUCUGGGGACCACAGAGUGUUUCCUGUUGUCUGCAAUGGCCUAUGACCGGUAUGUGGCCAUCUGUAACCCACUGCUCUACCCAGUUGUUAUGUCCCCAAGAGUCUGUGUCACAAUGGUGGUUGGAUCGUAUACACUUGGACUGUUACAUUCUAUGGUGCACACACAUUUUACGUUUCAUUUGUCCUUCUGUGGGUCUAAUAAAAUCAAUCAUUUCUAUUGUGAUCUCACUCCUGUCUUAUCACUCUCCUGCUCUGAUACUCACAUCAAUGAAAUCCUGAUAUUUAACCUUGGGGGACUUAUUGAAUUAACCACCAUUCUGACGGUCCUGGUCUCCUACACUUACAUCCUCAGUACCAUAUUGAGAAUCCGCUCUGCUGAGGGCAGGAACAAAGCCUUUUACUGUGCCUCCCAUCUGACUGUGGUCUCUAUAUUUCAUGGAGACAUUCUCUUCUUGAAUGUACGACCCAGGUCCAGCUAUUCCCUGGACACAAGCAAAGUUCUGGCAGUGUUUUACUCAGUGGUCAUUCCCAUGCUGAACCCCCUCAUCUACAGUCUGAGGAACCAGGAUGUGAAGGAUGCCUUCAAAGACAUCAUGAAGAGAAAAUGGUUUAUCAAUAUAUUUAAUUCUUAG